Molecule: messenger RNA, 1644 nt
Organism: Branchiostoma belcheri (Belcher's lancelet)
Lineage: Eukaryota; Metazoa; Chordata; Leptocardii; Amphioxiformes; Branchiostomatidae
Product: leucine-rich repeat-containing protein 15-like
Exons: 3
Coding region: 184-1644 (486 amino acids)
Molecular function (GO): protein binding
Source: RefSeq, a predicted model, not a curated record
ACGCACUUCUGAGAACUGAGGCUACGUGCACUGUGUCGCCAACACAGGAAAUGACGUCAGACCGUCAGCGAUAAAGCUAUAUAUAAGAUCCACGGUACAGGCGAUUAUGGUAUUUCAGAACACGUCCGCUGAACGUUAGUUAGCUCACAGGCAUCUCAGAGAGAAAAGGGAAGAACAGACAGGAUGGAGUUUAGACUGUGUUUGCUGCUGUUGAUGCUGGUACAACUGGCAAGCCAAACCCAGGGAGAACCGGCGAUGGCGUGUCACAACGUCACCGGAGCGAGCGACGUCUGCUACUGCUCCGCCUUCGGUCGGGACCGGGAGGUCGCUUGUGACGGUAGAACCCUAACAGAACUGCCGACGGGAAUUCCCGCUGACACCAAGACCCUACAGCUCAACAACAACAGGUUAACGUCACUCCCGGCACGAGCCUUCUCCACCUUCCGUCAACUGACCAACCUCCAGAUAUCAAGGAAUCGCAUUUCCCAGAUCGAAGUCGGCGCUUUCGACGGCUUGAAUCUUCUGGACAAUCUUCAGUUGGACAGGAACGAACUGGCAACUCUGGAAGAUGGAACCUUUCAAAGUCUUAUAUCUUUGAGAUACCUCGACCUUGGAGACAAUAGAAUCUCCUCCUUAAGCGUUGGUGUCUUUAGCGGACUCGGCAACUUGACAAGACUGAAGCUUGACGGGAACGCCAUAUCAAGUCUUCCUCAGCGUAUUUUCUCCGAUCUAGUGUCACUGCAUACGGUGAACCUUGCCAAGAAUAACAUUGUUGACCUGGACGGUGUCCUAGCUGUUCUGCCGUCUCACGUUCGAGACAUAGACCUCUCCGACAACCAGAUCUGGCGUGUGGACGUAGACGCCUUCGUGAGAUUCCCAGACCUGUACGGCUUGAAUCUGCAGGGUAACGGGUUAGGUAACCUCGCGCCUGGGGUGUUCAACGGAGUCCCCAACCUCUUCAGACUCCGUCUUGACAGUAACAAGAUGUCUGCUAUUCCUCAAGGCCUCCUUCAAGGAGUGGGUGGGCUGGGUCUGUUGUAUCUAGACAACAACCCAUUGCUUGAGCUGGACAGGAACACUUUUGUCAGUGUUCCCGAGCUUCGUUACAUUCAUAUCGUUAACAUAAGUCUUUCGAACAUCGAGGCCGAACUUUUCCGUCCUGUGCCGAAGUUACGUGGUCUUCAACUUGGCUCCAACAGUCUCUCGUCCCUUCCACAGGGGAUUUUUGCUAACCUUUCCAACCUUAACACCUUAAAUCUGCAGGACAACAAACUAGAGAGCCUGGAUAGCAACGUCUUUGCGGACCUUGGCAAUGUUCAGUGGCUCGAUCUGAGGAAAAACAACAUCAAAACGCUUCCAUCCGACAUUUUCCGACUAAUGUCCAAAUUGCUUUCGAUCAAUUUUCAGGACAAUUCACUAUCCGCUCUUCCCGUAGACAUAUUCCAGAACCUGACUGAGCUAACUAGAAUCUCUUUCGAUAACAAUAACCUCACCACAAUAGAAGAUGGUACUUUUGAUAACUUGCCAAAUCUGGAAUCUAUCGAUCUCUCAGGAAAUGUGCUGAAGGAUGUCUCGUGCGAGACAUUCCCGCCUGACAGACCCACGCCUCCUCACUUGAAUGUGGAAAUUAAAGGUGCUAUGUAG